Molecule: messenger RNA, 522 nt
Organism: Aspergillus chevalieri
Lineage: Eukaryota; Fungi; Ascomycota; Eurotiomycetes; Eurotiales; Aspergillaceae
Exons: 2
Coding region: 1-522 (173 amino acids)
Cellular component (GO): extracellular region
Source: RefSeq, a predicted model, not a curated record
AUGUUGCUUAUCAAAUACCUCUUAACUGCCGUGUUACUUGUCUCUCCUGCCAUUGCUGCAGUCGAUGCCCAACAAAUCGUGUCCAACAACCAGGCCAUCGCUCGCGAGCUAGACAGGGCGAAGGGCACCAUUGAAAAAUACGACGGCGGACUCAUUUCCAACCUCAUGGUGGCUAAGGCCCUGCACGAUGCCAAAGGUAUAUUUGGAAUCGCUCGUAAAGACCUCGCCGGGCCUGAUGCGUACACGGAUGAAGAGAGUUCGAAAAUUAUGGAUUCAUACAAGAACUUGUAUCCCCGAGUGAUGGACAUACUGGAUUUGGCAAAUGACAAGGCGUCCGAGUGCAAGAAGGCUGGCGUCCAGUAUAUUGCACAGGGAAUUUUCGACCAUAUGCAUGACGAAAAGAAGAAGUUGGAGGAUGUGAUGAAGAGCCAGCUAUCUGACAAGCAUCAUCGCCUGGUAAAGCCAUACUCUAAUAGGAUCGAUGAUGCGUUCAGAAAUGCCGCCGAAGCUUACCGAAACUGA